UGGGCACUUUUGCACAGUCCUUAAUAUUGACAUUACAAGUGGAUUGUUAUUAUUAUGUAAUACUGGGAUGCAGAUAAAGGUCACCAGUACUGUAUCACUCGGAGGAUGCGUCAACUCCACCUCAUCAUUCUCAGCUGGAGCAGCUGAUGGAGGGGGUCCGGAAUUAAAAUCUGUUUAUGAAUUCAUCCUGAAGCCACAAAUCAAUCUGAGGAGAUUUGAUGAGAUAAUUAAAAGGACAAAAUUAAAAGCGCCAAAUGAGAGAUUUCGAUUUCAACUUUGGCAGUCUCUUUAUGAUCAUGGAUCCCUUUCAAUACGAUGUGAAGUAGACCCUGGGGUCUUUGAUGGGGGUGUGUGAGGGAUUGAGUACCCAGGGGGUAAAUCAAUUUGAAUGCCUGAUGAUGUAAGUCUCCGUGUGCUUUCCUCAUAUUCUUUUCCCAAUUUCCCUUCUGUGGCAA
Molecule: messenger RNA, 455 nt
Organism: Owenia fusiformis
Lineage: Eukaryota; Metazoa; Annelida; Polychaeta; Sabellida; Oweniidae
Source: the annotation of a GenBank genome assembly